UGGGCCUAUCGCGAGCCGCGGCGGCUCCUCGCAGGCCUAGGAAGACAUGGCGAAGACUUACGACUACCUCUUCAAGCUGCUGCUGAUCGGCGACUCCGGCGUGGGCAAGACGUGCGCGCUCUUCCGCUUCAGCGAGGACGCCUUCAACGCCACGUUCAUUUCCACCAUCGGCAUUGACUUCAAGAUCAGGACAAUUGACCUCGAUGGGAAAAAGAUCAAACUCCAGAUCUGGGACACGGCUGGGCAGGAGCGCUUCCGGACCAUCACCACGGCAUAUUACCGAGGAGCCAUGGGCAUCAUGCUGGUAUAUGACAUCACCAACGAGAAGUCCUUUGAAAACAUCCGGAACUGGGUCCGAAACAUCGAAGAGCACGCCUCUCCAGACGUUGAGAAGAUGAUCCUCGGAAACAAGUGUGACAUGAACCACAAGCGGCAAGUGACUCGAGAGCAAGGAGAAAAGCUGGCCAACAGCUUUGGAGUGAAGUUCAUGGAGACAAGUGCAAAAGCAAACAUCAAUGUGGAAAAUGCAUUUUUUACGCUCGCCAGGGAUAUCAAGACCAAAAUGGACCGAAAACUGGAAGGCAACAGUCCCCAAGGAAGUAGCGGCAGCGGCAGCAGCAGCCAAGGCCUGAAGAUCGGCCCCGACCAGCAGCAGAAGAAAGCCAGCUUCUUCCGAUGCCUCCUCCUUUGAAGGAGGCACAGCCUUAAUGCGGAACGCGCUCGGCCCUCUUCCGGGAUUUUCUUUCUCACACACUCUUCUCUCGCCGUCUGGCCCAUUGCAAUGGAGGGAAGGAAUCUGCUUCUGUCUUAUCGAGGCGGAUUUCCUCUCUCAAUCUCUCUCUCUCUUUGAAAUUUGCUUGAUUAGGUGUCCUCAAAUCUCACUGUGAUCGGCAUAUCGCCGAAUGAUUUCCCUCGACCGAGGGUGUCAUCGGAAUCAUGUUACUUAACUAUGAUAUUCCCCAGUGUAGUUUGCAUUGCACAGCGGACAAGCGGGAAGGUGACGGUAGCUGGCGGUAAAAAACACCCCCGACAGAUGGCCAUCCGGCUCCUGCUCAAUAAUAAAAAUAAUAAUAAUAAUAUCAUUGCACCCACAUAGUGAUGAAA
Molecule: messenger RNA, 1104 nt
Organism: Anolis sagrei ordinatus
Lineage: Eukaryota; Metazoa; Chordata; Lepidosauria; Squamata; Anolidae
Gene: RAB8A
Product: RAB8A, member RAS oncogene family
Biological process (GO): protein secretion; cilium assembly; endocytic recycling
Cellular component (GO): trans-Golgi network transport vesicle; endosome; synaptic vesicle
Molecular function (GO): GTPase activity; GTP binding
Source: RefSeq, a predicted model, not a curated record